GUCUUCCAAUCCAACAAAGCCAAGGAAAGGAAAGGGACCUCAGUCCUAACUCCUAACUUCCCCUCUCCUCCCACAUGGCGCACCGCUCUCCGCCGCCGACGCCAACGCGUGAGACGGGCGGCGAGUGGUCGGAGACGGAGAAGCCCCCCACCAGCGCCCCGCACUCGCCUCCACCGCAGUUCUCCACUGCCGUCGUCGUCGCCUCCGUGCCCCACGCCGCCGCCGCCAGGUACGUGCCCCCGCGCGCCGCGUCCCGCACCGCGGACACCGGCCGCGCCGGGGGCGGGGGAUGGUACUCGUGGAACGGCGGCCGCACCGCCGCCCCGGCCCCUCGUUCCCGUCCUGCUCCGCCGCCAACGCGGCAGCGGGCGGAGGAAGUGCCGCCGCCGCCGCCGCCGCCACCACCGGUUCCUGCGCCCGCUCAAGCUCCUCCACCGGCUCCCGCUCCCGCUCACGCUCACGCUCCGCCCCCAGCCCCGGCCCCGGCUAGGUCGAUCGACCGGGUGGUACCCAACAUCAUGUCGCGCAAGCGGCGCGCGGCGGCCAUGCAACGCACCGCGCUGGUGGCGCGCGGCGCGGCCGCUUGCCUCUGCCUCGCUGCGCUCGCGGUGCUCGCCGCCGACACCCGCAAGGGCUGGGCCCUCGACUCCUACAGCCGCUACAUCCAGUUUCGGUACUCGGAGGCGGUGAACGUUAUCGGUUUCUUGUACUCGGUGUUCCAGUUCGUCGCGCUUGCGGUGCUCAUGAGGAAGAACAAGCAUUUGAUUCCCCAUCCCAGACGUGAUCUCUUCGACUUCACCAUGGAUCAGGUACUCGCAUACCUUUUGAUAUCGUCAUCGUCAUCAGCAACUGCUCGAGUAGGUGAUUGGAUCGACAACUGGGGGAGCGACCCCUUCCCGAACAUGGCGAAUGGCUCCAUUGCCGUAUCUUUCCUGGCGUUCUUGGUUUUCGCUAUCUGCUCCCUCAUCUCUGCAUACAAUCUGUUCCGCCGAGAUAUGUAGCUGCUCUUGUCAACAAACUUGUUGCCCUUUCGUUUCUGGACAAAGUUUUCAGUGCGGACUUUAUUGUGCUGUAGAUGUAUAAAUAUGAUCAUGGUAUGGCAAUGGGAAUUCUAGACC
Molecule: messenger RNA, 1118 nt
Organism: Phragmites australis (common reed)
Lineage: Eukaryota; Viridiplantae; Streptophyta; Magnoliopsida; Poales; Poaceae
Product: CASP-like protein 4A1
Exons: 3
Coding region: 75-1001 (308 amino acids)
Source: RefSeq, a predicted model, not a curated record